CAUCAUUUUAACUAAUCAUAUUUUGUAAGGCAAAGUUUUAGGUAAAAAUAAUAACAACACUACGAUAUUUAGGUGCGUGAUAUUAUCUGCGAUAACUGUGAUACAAGUUAUCGAUCGCAUAACUCAGACAAAGAAUUUGCAUUACAAUUUGAUAAUAUUUGCGCUCUGUAGUAGAGCAAAUAAGUUGUGUGAAAUGUGACCAAGAAUGUUGCUCCGAGCGAUUUCAAAAUUUAGCACUGAGGAGCAAACCAAUUAUGUAACGAGAUUGGAACAAGAUUUCGAAGUCGGGGAUUCACUGGGUGAAGGCGGUUUUGGACAGAUUAUCAAGGCGAGACGGAAAUGUGAUGAUAACGAAUUUGCGAUAAAAAUAAUCAAAUUUAAAUCCAAUUUGAAGGACAUAGAAACUACCAGAAGAGAAGCGAAUGUAUUGUCUGAACUUAAUCACAACAAUAUUGUGAGGUACUACAAUUCUUGGACUGUGACAGCAAACAUGCCGUUAGAUGAAUAUAAGAAGCUAUGUUCUGAUAGUGAAGAAUCUUUAAGCACAGAGGUUUACAGUUUAUCCACAAAGGGCUACAUUAGUGAAGAUAAUGGAGUCGAAGAAGAGGAAAACUCGGAAAGUGACGAAGACAGCUUUGUUGUUUUCCAGCCAGAACCUGAAUACAAAAAAGUAAAAUACCUCUUUAUUCAAAUGGAAUUGUGCGAAAAUAAUACUUUAAGACAUGCCAUUGACAAUGAUCUUUAUAAAGAUGAAAUCAAAUUAAGUAAAUAUUUUCGUGAAAUUUGCGAAGGUUUGUCAUACAUUCACAAAAGAAACAUCGUUCAUCGAGAUUUAAAACCAGAAAAUAUUUUUUUAACUUCAGAAGACGUUAUCAAAAUUGGAGACUUUGGAUUGUCAAAAAAGAUUUUACCUGAUAAUAAUCUUGAAUCAGUACAAGGUAAUGAAUUGCCAUGUGGAUCUUUAACUGACGUUUGUGGUACUCCUAUCUACAUAGCUCCAGAGCUACGUUAUAGAACAUCAUGUAGUAUCAAGAGUGAUAUUUACAGUUUAGGAGUAAUAUAUUUUGAAAUGUGUUCCAAAUCUAUGACGAAAAUGGAAAAGUCGUUAGUGUUUCCGAUUACAAGAAAAUACCUACAGGGGCUUAAUUUUUUGACCAGUAACUCUAAAAAGAAGUUUCUUAUAAGAAUUCUUUUACAUUUAAACGAUACUGAAAGGCCUACCUGCGAUGAAAUAUUGAAAAUAUUGAAUUCAGAAAAGUCUAUUGAAGAAAUGAAAGAAAUGAUUCAACAAAACAGAAAAAGACCUUAUCAACACUAUAAAAACUUCGAAAAGACAUUAAAGAGUGUUUGUGCUAAGAAAGACGAAAUAGUAUUAUUUAUAAGUCAAGCUAUUCAGAUUUUUGAGUUACAUGGAGGGCAAAAUAUUACUUUGCCUCAGUUCAUACCACCAUUAUACAACGCUUCUGAUAACUUAAUCAAUUUACUUAAUACACGAGGAAAUUCUGUUUCUCUAGCCAGCACUUCUACAAUUGCAUUUUCUCAUUAUGUGGCAUCGAAUAACAUCAAAAAAAUGCGUCGCUUUUCUGUGGGCAAGGUGUUUGAGGAAGGUGUCUUUUCGCCAAAUGAAAAACAAGAAUGCGUUUUUCAAGUAAUCAGUCCUGUAAAAAAUGAUCAUGUGGUAGAAGCCGAAAUGUUGUAUAUUGCGAAUGAAAUAUUCGGUAAAAAUCUACAACGUUCCGGUUCUCUUUAUUACAUCAUUAAUCACCGACUUAUCUUUUCGACAAUUUUAAAGCACUGCAAAAUGACAAACAGAAAAGCUGCUGAUUUUAUUAACCACAUGAAAAACGCUAUGUAUACAGGUGGAGGUCUUAUGAUUAACGCAGAUUUUGAGCUGGAACCUGAAGUUCGUAAGUUUUGUGAAAAACUUUCAGGCUUUUUUUCAAUUAAAGAAGCCGAAGACUGUUUAUUAAUGACGGACAACAAUGGUAAAGAAGCAUUUGAAAAAAUUUACACAAAUGUACUUUCAACUGCUUUCAAGCUGCUGCGAAUUGUCAUUGAAAAUGCAAGGAAAUUUGGAAUUACUUCUAAUAUCGUUGUUUGUCCACUUCUUAUAAAUGAAAGACACUCAACGGGAAUGAUGUUUAAAAUUAUGUACAUAUCCCGAAUUAUUGGUAGCCAUCCACCAAAUGUUAGAACAGAAGAACCAUCAAUUGUUGCAAUGGGUGGAGGAUUUGGCUCGUUAAUUCAAAGAUGUAAUAAAAUGAAAAAGAAAAAGAAAAAUUUUGUCUGUGCACUCUCUGCUGUUGAGAUUAGUUUUAACAUCGAAACUAUUUUAAAAUUCUUAAAAUACAAUUGCACCACACGAGUUAUUGACGUCUUAAUUGUGGCUCAGGAAAAAUCUAAUGCAGUUUCAUUGUUUAAAUUGCUAUUGUCAAAAGGAAUAAAGUCUGAAAUUGUGAAUGAAUUAGUUUUCUAUGAUACAUCAAACGAGCGACCAUUGUUUGUUGUUGAACUUUUUGGUGAAAAUGAUGGAGUCAUACUCGUAUAUAGCGUAGCAGAAGACACAAGCAUACCGUGGUCUUUAACUGAGGUUUUUAGAGGUAAUCUCACCACGAGGAAACUUUUAAAAAUUUGUGACAGUUCCGGUAAUUAAAACUUGACAUGUUAGAUAUACGUUACGAGAGUUAACAUUCUACAUACUUGUUAUAUCUAUUUUGGUUUAUUGUGGUUAAAACAGAUGUCUUAAAUAAAAGUAUUAAUAAAUAAGUAAUCACUUACUUA
Messenger RNA from Tribolium castaneum (red flour beetle), 2781 nucleotides. Its product is annotated as eIF-2-alpha kinase GCN2. The record is from RefSeq and is a predicted model, not a curated record. Bases 206 to 2653 code for a protein of 815 amino acids. The transcript has 12 exons. NCBI's taxonomy places the organism in Eukaryota, Metazoa, Arthropoda, Insecta, Coleoptera, Tenebrionidae. Gene Ontology annotation, cellular component: cytosol; cytoplasm; nucleus. Gene Ontology annotation, molecular function: ATP binding; eukaryotic translation initiation factor 2alpha kinase activity. Gene Ontology annotation, biological process: regulation of translational initiation by eIF2 alpha phosphorylation; negative regulation of cytoplasmic translational initiation in response to stress.